AUGGAGAAGUUGGUUUCAACUACCGACAAUGCCUCCAUUUCGCCGGACAUGGUGAGGAAGCUCGAUGAGAAGAUCUUGAAACAUUCUCACGAUGCGGACGCUGCAAUGAAGGCGUUUGAGGGCAUGGAUGGACAGGUCAUUGAGUUGACACCAGAGAAGAACAAAGCCUUGCUACGAAAGAUCGAUUGGCAUUUGAUGCCUAUCAUGUGCUUGGUCUACGGCUUGAACUACCUGGACAAGACGACGCUGAGUUACGCGAGUGUUAUGGGUUUGCGACUACCGUCAUCAAGUAACAAGCUCGCUUCUGGAAUCAACCUAACGAGUGACCAUUAUCAAUGGCUGGGCUCGCUGUUCUAUUUUGGUUAUAUCGCGUGGGAGUAUCCCACCACUCGUCUGCUGCAGCUCCUGCCGCUCGGAAAAUACUCCGCUUUCAACAUCAUAAUGUGGGGCCUUGUACUAUCCUGUUUCGCAGCUGUGGAGAACUACGCCGGUGCAAUCGCCAUCCGCUUCUUCCUCGGUGUCUUCGAGUCCGCCGUAACGCCAGGUUUCGCUCUCUUCACAUCACAAUGGUACACAAAGAAAGAGCAAGGUUCACGCACCGCAAUCUGGUUCAGCUUCAACGGCUGGGCGCAGAUCUUCGGUGGCUGUGUCGCGUACGGUAUUGCUGUCGGCUGCCGCGAGACUGGCACUAUUAUCGAACCGUGGAAGAUUGUCUUCCUUGUUACUGGACUCCUGACUACUUGCGUUGGCUUCCUGUUCCUAUGGAUCAUGCCUGAUAACCAACUCAACUGCCGAUGGCUGAGUAAGGAGGAUCAGAUCUUAGCUAUCGAACGUGUGAGGAUGAAUCAGCAGGGAAUUGGAAACAAGCAUUACAAGUUCUACCAGAUUAAGGAAGCGUUGACAGACCCCUUGAGCUGGGCGUUCUUCUUCUAUGCGCUCAUUGCCGACAUACCGAAUGGUGGCAUCUCAAACUUCUUCUCCCAGCUCAUCGUCGGCUUCGGCUACACACCCGAACAAUCCCUCCUCUACGGCACACCCGGCGGCGCAGUCGAAGUCGUCUUCCUGAUCGCCUGCGGUUGGGCUGGGGAUCGCUACGGCUAUCGCGUCCUCAUCUCGAUGAUCGGUCUCUGCACCGCAAUGAUCGGCAUGAUCUUGAUCGUUGCACUGCCCCUCAGCAACAACUCUGGUCGUCUCGCCGGCUACUACCUGACACAGGCCAGUCCCACACCAUUCGUUGCGCUGCUGAGUCUGCUAGCGAGUAAUGUGGCCGGAUACACGAAGAAGACGACUGUUGCUGCUAUGUAUCUGAUUGGGUAUUGUGUCGGUAACAUCAUCGGCCCACAGACUUUCCGCCCUAGCGACGCACCACGCUACGUUCCCGCCGAAGUAACCAUCAUCGUCUGCUGGGGUGUUUGUCUGGGCAUCCUCGCAUUCAUCCACUUCUACUGCGUCCACCAAAACAAGAAAAAGGCCCAGAUCCGCUCGGCGCCGGGCUAUGUGCGGUUGGAGAACCAGGAGUGGCUGGAUUUGACGGAUAAGGAGAACCCUGAGUUCAUCUACACGCUAUGA
Messenger RNA from Macroventuria anomochaeta, 1569 nucleotides. RefSeq names its product membrane transporter. The record is from RefSeq and is a predicted model, not a curated record. Lineage: Eukaryota; Fungi; Ascomycota; Dothideomycetes; Pleosporales; Didymellaceae. Gene Ontology annotation, cellular component: plasma membrane. Bases 1 to 1569 code for a protein of 522 amino acids. The transcript has 5 exons. Gene Ontology annotation, molecular function: allantoate transmembrane transporter activity; dipeptide transmembrane transporter activity. Gene Ontology annotation, biological process: tripeptide transport; transmembrane transport; allantoate transport.